AUGAUUCGUCAAAUUAUCUUGAUAGUUUCACUUAUUGGGAUAUCAAAUGCCGCGUACCAAUGCAAGGAUAAUAAUGGAAGUAAUGUAGAUUGGUUCGUCUUCUACAAACUUCCACAUCUUUGGAAUCAUCCAGACAAUGUACCAAUUUCAAAUGGAACUGGAUUCUUGUAUUUUGAUGUCAAUAAUAAAAAUUGGAAACUUAUGCCACAAGGAAUGGAUGUUGAGAAUAAUGCCGUAUAUUAUACCCUCCAACAGUACUAUAACUCGAAUAUGAAUACGACAUUCAGCUACAUGUACAAUGACGAGUGGCCUGAUAGCACAAUCUGGAGUAAUAGUUCAGGACAUGCAAAGGGUGUUACUGUAUUUGAUCAAUACACCGGAUUCUGGAUGAUUCACAGUAUUCCAAAGUUCCCGAGUAAAGAUAUGUUCCGAUUCCCAUCAAAUGCGCAUUAUUAUGGGCAAAUGGGAAUUUGUAUUUCUUACAAUACGGUUUCCUUGGCAACUAUUGCUCAACAACUCUUCUACUACAACACAUUCACUUAUCAGUUCAAUUUGCCACAGAGUUUUGCAAACCAGUUUCCUGUUUUAUCUCAAUUGAAAAAUAAGGAAUAUAACAAGAGUCCACCACUCACUUCCACGAAGGUUUUGAAAUCACUUGGUGGCCAACACUUCCGACAUUUCGCGAAAACCGGUGAAUGGGGAAAAGAUCUCUACAGCGAUUUUGUCGGUCCUACAUUGAAGUCUUCGAUCAAAGUUGAAACAUGGAAUCAUCAGAGCGGAGAUGAGUAUAAUCUCCCAUCAGUUUGUGAUCCCAAUCAUGUUCAGUCGACAAUGAGUGCAAAAUACAUUCGUCUUCCAUAUGCAAUCGAUUACUCCAGCUAUGAAGAUCAUUCAAAGUUCGUCGUGGCAUAUAGUGAAAGCUCCUCAAAGCCACCAAUUCCAUACGUUUGUAUUGGAGAUAUCAAUCGUCAGAGUCAUCAAAUCCAUCGUGGCGGUGGAACAAUGUGCAUCUACGAUCAAGAAACAUACUUCCAAUUCGCAAAUAUCAUCAGUGAAACAGUGCCUUGCACAAAAGCAACGGCUGAAAAGGUAGAUGCGCUUGCCAACAAUCGAUAUUUCUAGAUAUCAUUUAUGAAUCAUCAUUUAAUUAUAAUAUUUAUCUCUUUGUUGUCUGUCUGUAUUUGUUAUUCCCUUUUCCCAUCCCCUAAAAUACUACCUCUGAAAAUUAAGUGAUGGAGCAGUUGUGUUUUGAGUCAUCGCAAUUUUAAAUAUAAACUUCCGCCUAAUU
Messenger RNA from Caenorhabditis elegans, 1288 nucleotides. RefSeq names its product Cell death-related nuclease 6 (gene crn-6). Gene Ontology annotation, biological process: DNA metabolic process. Lineage: Eukaryota; Metazoa; Nematoda; Chromadorea; Rhabditida; Rhabditidae. Gene Ontology annotation, molecular function: DNA endonuclease activity; deoxyribonuclease II activity. The record is from RefSeq and is marked reviewed.